This is a messenger RNA of Phascolarctos cinereus (koala), 2478 nucleotides long. It is a transcript of the gene RTKN, whose product is annotated as rhotekin. Gene Ontology annotation, molecular function: GTPase inhibitor activity. Gene Ontology annotation, biological process: septin ring organization; signal transduction; mitotic cytokinesis. Gene Ontology annotation, cellular component: actomyosin contractile ring. The record is from RefSeq and is a predicted model, not a curated record. Lineage: Eukaryota; Metazoa; Chordata; Mammalia; Diprotodontia; Phascolarctidae.
CUGGAAGGGAAGGGGCCCAGAGAAGGGAGUAUGUGUACAGGGGGGAAAGAGCUACAUGCAGGCCCUACCCACCUAGCCCCCUCUCCUUGCUGGAACAGAGUGAGCUGGGGAAGCAGCUGCCAUCAGACCCAAACUGGAUGCUCAAGUCUGCCUAGGGGCCCCCUCUGCCACUAGCCCCCCUCCCCUCAGUCAAUUCUCCAGACCCUCCCUUCUCCCCUCCCACCUUCCUUUCCCUUCCCCUCCCUCUAUCCCUUGCUCCCGCCUGGGGCGGUGUCAGCAGCAGUGGAGAAAGUUUGUCGUGGCAGCCUAAAAGGCCUGACUCCAGGGAGUUAGGGGGUUGAAGGGAGGAAUCAGGACUGCUUCAGGGCAGAGCUGAGGGCCACAGAGAUGCAGGACAGAUUGCACAUCCUGGAAGACCUGAACAUGCUGUAUAUCCGGCAGAUGGCGCUCAGCCUGGAGGAUACAGAGCUGCAGCGGAAGCUAGACCAUGAGAUCCGGAUGAGAGAAGGAGCCUGCAAGCUGCUGGCUGCCUGCUCCCAACGGGAACAAGCCCUAGAGGCCACCAAGAGCUUGCUGGUCUGCAGCAGCCGCAUCCUCAGCUACAUGGGGGAACUGCAGCAUCGAAAGGAAGCACAGGUGCUGGGGAGGACAGCAAGGCGGCCUUCAGACACUGGGCCCCCUGAUGAACGCUCCCCAUGUCGAGGCACAAUUUGUAUCUCUGAUAUCCGAAUCCCCCUCAUGUGGAAGGACACAGAAUAUUUCAAGAACAAGGGAGACCUACAUCGAUGGGCCGUAUUCCUGCUGCUGCAACUGGGAGGGAACAUUCAGGACACAGAGAUGGUCCUGGUAGACAGGACCUUAACAGACAUCUCCUUUCAGAGCAGUGUUCUUUUUACUGAGGCAGGACCAGACUUUGAGCUGCGGUUGGAGCUGUAUGGGGCCUGUGUAGAAGAGGAGGGAGCACUGGCUGGAGCCCCCCGGAGACUGGCCAGCAAGCUCAGUAAUUCUCUGGGCCGAUCCUCAGGAAGGCGUGUUCGGGCUUCACUGGAGAGUGCUGGAGGCUCUGGAGGUAGCAGUGCGGCCAGCCCCAUCCUGCUCCCCACUCCAGCUGUGGGGGGUCCCCGAUACCACCUCCUGGCCCAGACCGUCCUGACUCUGGCUUCAGUACAGGAUGGCUUCCGCACCCAUGACCUCACCCUCACUAGUAAUGAGGAAAGCCCAGCCUGGCUACCCCUCUACGGCAGCGUGUGUUGUCGUCUGGCAGCUCAGCCCCUCUGCAUGACCCAGCCUGUCAUGAGUGGUACCCUCAGGGUACAGAGCUGGGGCCAGGUACAUGGCAUCCUGAAAGGAACAAACCUUUUCUGUUAUCGACAUCCUGGGGAAGCCAACGCUCAGGAAGAUCCAUUGUUCACCAUUGCAAUCAACAAGGAGACUCGGGUCCGGGCUGGGGAGCGGGACCAGACCCUGGGGGCACCCCUCACCCUCAGCAUCAGUAACCAGUAUGGGGGGGAUGAAGUGACCCAUACAUUGCAGAUGGAAAGCCGGGGGGCCCUACAGCGAUGGAUGGAGGCCCUGUGGCAGCUUUUCUUUGACAUGAGCCAAUGGAAGCAAUGCUGUGAUGAACUCAUGAAGAUAGAAGUCCCUCCUCCACGAAAGCCACCCCCUGCACUGGCCAAGCAAGGCUCGCUCUACCAUGAGAUGGCUAUUGAACCUCUAGAUGACAUCGCAGCAGUGACGGACAUCCUGGCCAAGCGGGAGGGGCCUCCCCUGGAUGUCCCCCCACACUGGCUGGCAUUAUUUACAGAGAAGCUGCCCACCUCAAAGCUCCCAAUCCACGCACCCCGAAGCCCCUCUCCACCCCGGGCCUGCCCAGGCCCCCGAGCCACUCCCUGGGGCCGGCCCCGUACCCUCUCCCUGGAUGCUGCUCCCCGAGGCCGGCCUCCUCUUCCUCCCCGCUCCAGCUCUAGUUCCAGCUCGGGCUCUGGAAGCCCUGCCCCCCGACAACGGUCCCCACCAGCCCAGGGUUUCCGGGCAAAAGCCCGGCCCUGGCUCCAGUCACCUGUGUGAGGCAUUGUAGGAGGGGGUGCUACUGAAACAGGGUAAUGCUGGAAGAGGAAAUGCCUUCUGAUGUCACUCAAGGGAGUGAUAUCAGGGCAGGGUCAGUGGUGCCACUGAUGAGGGUCUUGGGAUGGCCACCUUGAUGCCUGGCUCUGCUGUGGUUUUGGUGGGAGUGCAAACCCCUCCCUAACUGUGGGGCCACCACAAGGGGACCUUGUCCACAGCUGGCUGGUGGACCCCGGCCACUUCCUGAGAGAAAACUGGAACACUCCCAGCCCAACUGCACUAUCCCCACCUUGGGCAAAAGUGAGGCAGGCAGCCCUUGAGGUUCUGGGAGGAGGGAGUUGUAACUGCAGAAAGGGCGCCUGCACCCAUCGCUCGCCCCAACUCGGUCAAUUAAAGUCUAUUUAACAUCGUGGA